GAAGGUGCCCCCUCUUUGAAGGGCCGUCCAACCAAGAAGAGAGCUGGAAAUCUAAAGCUGCUUGUUGACAGAAGACCCUGGGAAAGUUGAACUCUGCAAGCAUCCAGGUGAGGAGUCAACCACCUCUAUCCUUACAACAAUCUGGAAAUUACUCUGGUGAACCUGUCCUCUCAACUGGACACCGGAGCAUACAUAGACCCAGUCCAGGUUGCAGCUACAACUUAAUGGGGUCACUUCGUCGCUUCCUGUCUCCACCCCAGCUGUGGUUCACCUGGGAUAGUGUUCCCCACCUUCUCCCAUCACCCUUUUAGGGAUGAAGUUUCUUCUUCUGCUGCAGCUCCUCGUGUGCCUUGCAUCCAGAGUUGGGGGAAAGAUCUUUGGACGCUGUGAGCUGGCCCAGGUAUUGAAGCGAGCUGGCUUGGAGGGAUAUCGCGGACACACCAUACCUGACUGGAUCUGCAUGGCUUUCUACGAGAGCCGCUUUGACACAGCCAUGGUGGACCAUGAAGCUGAUGGCAGCACCAGCAACGGUAUCUUCCAGAUCAACAGCCACCUCUGGUGUGAAGAUUACAAGCACUUUAAGCCCAACGUGUGCCGUAUGCACUGCAGCGAUCUCCUGACCAGUAACAUCAAUGAUGACAUUGUCUGUGCCAUGAAAAUUGCGCGAGGACCCAGAAGCCUUGGGGCCUGGAUGGGUUGGAAGAGGAAUUGUGAAGGCCGUGACUUGUCUAUCUGGUUGAAAGGAUGUCAGCUGUAAGAAGAAAAAGAAACCCCAAACACCAAAAAAGAAGGAAAAAGAAGGCUGUUGAAAUGCUUGACACCAAUAACACAGAGAGUGCCCAGGACUGUUGCUUUUUCUGGAGCAAAGCAGCACUAGCUGAAUAAAUCCCUUUGCUGCUCUUGCGAUGGCCCUGGGAGCUAGAAGAGAGACUGUAACUUGGACCUGAGACCCAUUAUUAUUAUUAUUUUGUGGUAUAAAAACAUUUGUUCAGAUUUUGUCACUGAUAUACUGUGUACGUCACAAAUCCAACUCAUGUGUGUGCUGAUCUAUGAUGCCUGCAGUGUUCGAAUGGUUAUAUUCUAUGAUGUCUCUCAGAGAGAUGUCAGAGCUUCCUCCAUGUGAAGGUCAGUAUUGCCCUGGCACAAAAACUUUCUUGAAAGACAACUUUUUAAGAUAAUGUGCAGCUUGGGGAUGGGGGAAUGGAGAGUGGGAUUACUCUAAGCUAUGGACAUACUGGUUUAGGAGUUUGGGAGUAGUGGUCCACACUUUUCCAAGCUGUGUCUCCUGGGGUUACUCUCCAUUCAAACCAGGGCAACAGUGAAGCCUUGUGAGCCAAGCCUCUGCUCUGCAUGAAUUAAAUAAA
Sceloporus undulatus (fence lizard) is the source of this 1364-nucleotide messenger RNA. RefSeq names its product sperm acrosome membrane-associated protein 3-like. Bases 314 to 757 code for a protein of 147 amino acids. NCBI's taxonomy places the organism in Eukaryota, Metazoa, Chordata, Lepidosauria, Squamata, Phrynosomatidae. Gene Ontology annotation, biological process: fusion of sperm to egg plasma membrane involved in single fertilization. Gene Ontology annotation, cellular component: acrosomal vesicle; sperm flagellum. Gene Ontology annotation, molecular function: lysozyme activity. The transcript is spliced from 6 exons. The record is from RefSeq and is a predicted model, not a curated record.